Letharia lupina is the source of this 1047-nucleotide messenger RNA. RefSeq lists its product as uncharacterized. Lineage: Eukaryota; Fungi; Ascomycota; Lecanoromycetes; Lecanorales; Parmeliaceae. The record is from RefSeq and is a predicted model, not a curated record. The coding region runs from base 1 to 1047 and encodes 348 amino acids. Gene Ontology annotation, molecular function: carbohydrate:proton symporter activity. Gene Ontology annotation, biological process: carbohydrate transport; transmembrane transport. The transcript has 6 exons. Gene Ontology annotation, cellular component: membrane.
AUGCCUGAAUCCCCUCGUUGGUUAGUCAAAGUAGGUCGUGAAGAAGAAGCCCGCUAUAUUCUUGGUCGACUGCGCGGAGAAAGCGGCGACGAGGCCGAAAAGAGCGAAGCAGAGUUCCAAGACAUUCGCAACAUCUGUGAACUUGAGCGAAAGACUGCCAAGCAACAAAACUACUUCCACAUGUUCUUUGGGAUUGGAUCUGGAAAACUCCAUACCGGUCGCCGGGUCCAGCUCGUGGUCUGGCUACAAAUCAUGCAAGAGUGGAUCGGAAUCGCCGGCAUUACUGUCUACGGCCCCAGGAUAUUUGCAAUCGCUGGUAUAGCACCUCAGGACCAGCUGUGGGUUACUGGUCUCAAUGAUAUUACCUACAUGCUCUCCACUCUCGUCUGCGUAUUCACGCUUGAUCGGAUUGGCCGCCGUUGGACCCUCUACUGGGGCUCCGUCGGCAUGGGGAUCUGCACUUUCCUGGUCGGCGGCCUUUCUCGCAUCGGACAAAACGCAGCUAUUGGGUCCUCCACCAAAACUGGUUCUGGAAUCGCAGCUACCUUCUUUGUCUUUCUCUUCACCGCCAUUUUCGGCGCGACUUGGUUGACGGUACCGUGGCUCUACCCGGCCGAGAUCUUCCCUCUGGAGAUCCGCGCGAAGGGUAAUGCAUGGGGUGUAGUAGGGUGGAGUAUUGGUAACGGCUGGCUGGGACUACUUUGUCCGGUCAUGUUUGCCGCUAUCAACGAGAAGACCCUUUACAUCUUCGGCAUCUGCAACGCCAUCACUAUCCCCAUGGUCUGGGCCCUGUACCCAGAGACAAACCAAAGGACUCUGGAAGAAAUGAACCUCGUCUUUGCCUCUGACUCCAUCUGGAACUGGGAAGCAGAGAAAAACUUCGCGCUCUUGAAAGAACAGAACCCGCAGCUGGUGCAGGCGGCGAGGAACAGAACCGUGGUGGAUGCGGAGAACCCUAAGAGGGGCGGCAGUCUGGCGUUGGCAGGUUCAAGCGGUGCGGAGCGUAGGCAUGGGACUAUUGAGACUAUUGAAUUAAAUGAGUUGUGA